Otolemur garnettii (small-eared galago) is the source of this 3579-nucleotide messenger RNA. It is a transcript of the gene MOV10L1, whose product is annotated as Mov10 RISC complex RNA helicase like 1. The coding region runs from base 1 to 3579 and encodes 1192 amino acids. NCBI's taxonomy places the organism in Eukaryota, Metazoa, Chordata, Mammalia, Primates, Galagidae. The transcript is spliced from 28 exons. Gene Ontology annotation, molecular function: helicase activity. The record is from RefSeq and is a predicted model, not a curated record.
AUGUUGCGCCUCGCGGCCAAGCUGGUGGCCUUCUUUUGGAGGAAGGCGGACCCCCCCGACGAGGACGCCGGGAGGCAGAACCAGGAGCUCGCGGAAGGUGAGACUAAGCUGAAAACCGUACAAGGUGUUGUGACAAGGUACUGCAGUGAUUAUGGCAUGAUUGAUGAUUUGAUCUACUUCUCUAAUGAAGCUGUGACUAGCAAAGUGCUUCUGAAUGUUGGACAGGAAGUUAUUGCAAUUGUAGAAGAAAAUAAAGUAUCAAAUGGACUGAAAGCAAUCAGGGUAGAGGCUGUCUCUGAUAGAUGGGAAGAUGAUAGCAGAAGCCACAGUGGGGGGCUUUCAGGCUCCAGCCCCCGAGUGCUGAUUGGCUGUGUGACUUCCCUGAUGGAAAGUGCGGGCUACAUCAGUCAGACCACAUACUUCUCUCUGGAGAGUGUGUGUGAAGGUUUUGAGCCCUGCAAGGGAGACUGGGUGGAGGCUGAGUACUGGAUCCGGCCUGGCACAUGGAGCAGCGAGGCCAUCUCUGUGAAGCCGCUGAGGUACAAGCGUGUGGACAAGGUCUGUAUCUCAAGCCUCUGUGGAAGGAACGGAGUGAUCGAGGACAGUAUCUUCUUCUCCUUGGACUCUCUGAAACUGCCAGAUGGGUACAUUCCCCGCAGAGGUGAUGUCGUCAACGCAGUGGUGGUGGAAAGCAGCCAGUCCUGCUACAUCUGGAGAGCACUUUGCAUGACCCCAGCAAAGAGGCGAGAUUCUGCUGCUGUUGGUGAGGUGACUGAAGAGUCCUAUGGAGCCCUGUUAUUAAAGAACAAAGGUGGUAUUGAAGUUACUCAGAUGACACAUUUUGGAACCCUCAAGGAAGGAGGAAGUAAGAGUAUGGUGAUCUGGAUUGAGAAUAAAGGAGACAUUCCUCAAAACUUAGUCAGCUGUAAACUGGCUGGCUGGGAUAAAGCUAAACAGUUCAGAUUCCAAAUGCUGGAUAAAGACCAAAUGUGCCCAGUGGUAUCUUCCGUUUCUGUUCCUGAGAAGAAUUUAUCAGAUGAAAAUAUUAAUUCAUUAAAUACCUAUAGAAAAAACAUAACCUGUCAGACAUCAGAGAGCAGUUUGGUGGACGACAGAGAAGUGUCUCCAGAUGACUGUACCUGUAAAGGAAAAAGUGGAGAAAAGGAAGGCACUUCACCAAGGAAGCAGGGGACGGCACCCGAGCCAGGGGGGCUUGUCCCUCCAGGGGAGAAAGUCUCCGUGAUGGUCGUAUGUGAUGCAAAAAAUUCUGGCCGCUGCAAGGAGCUCCUUUUGCUGUGUUUUUCUAAUUUCCUAAUUGGGCGAUACCUUGAAGUAAAUGUUGUGAGUGGAGAGGAGUCCCUGAUAGCUGUCCGUGAACCAUUUUCUUGGAAAAAACCUAAAAGUUCCCAAGCUUUAGCAUCCACAAAAACUACAGUUGUCGUGACCACACAGAAAAGGAAUUCAAGACGACAACUUCCCAGUUUUCUUCCACAGUAUCCCAUACCAGAUAGACUUAAAAAAUGCGUGGAACAAAAAAUUGACAUCCUGACUUUUCAGCCACUACUCGCUGAGCUUUUGAACAUGUCAAAUUACAAGGAGAAGUUCUCAACUUUGCUGUGGCUUGAGGAGAUUCAUGCAGAAAUAGAACUGAAAGAGUAUAAUAUGAGUGGCAUCACCUUGAAGAGGAACGGGGACUUGCUGGUCUUGGAGGUCCCAGGGUUAGCUGAAAGCAGGCCCUCUCUGUAUGCAGGUGAUAAAUUGAUUUUAAAAACUCAAGAGUACAAUGGACAUGUCAUCGAGUACAUCGGCUAUGUGAUUGAGAUUCAUGAAGAAGACGUAACUCUCAAACUAAAUCCAGAAUUUGAACAAGCAUAUAACUUUGAACCUAUGGAUGUGGAAUUUACAUAUAACAGGACCACAAGCAGACGGUGCCACUUUGCACUUGAACAAGUCAUCCACUUAGGUGUAAAAGUAUUGUUUCCAGAAGAAAUCAUUUUACAGUCUCCCCAAGUGACAGGGAAUUGGAACCAUGCACAAGACAUCAAAAAUGAUGGACAGUCUACCACCAAGAAAAGCAGGAAAACCAUAAAGGACCAAAGUAAACAUGGAACAAAGAAGUGUGCUGGUGGCCAGGACCUGCCUGGGGUGGAGGCGCUGACUGUGGAGACGAGCACUCUGGUCAAUGAAAUUCCAGCCGCUAAAGCAAAAGAGAAGGAAUUUUUCAAUCCAGUGCUAAAUGAAAAUCAGAAGUUAGCAGUUAGAAGGAUUCUGAGUGGGGAUUGCCGCCCGCUCCCGUAUGUUCUCUUUGGACCUCCUGGGACUGGAAAGACGGUCACAAUAAUAGAGGCUGUCCUGCAGGUACAUUUUGCUUUGCCAGACAGUCGGAUUUUGGUCUGUGCACCCUCAAACAGCGCUGCUGACCUUGUAUGUUUGCGGCUGCAUGAAAGCAAGGUACUGAGGCCAGCGGCCAUGGUCCGCGUGAAUGCCACCUGCAGAUUUGAGGAGGUGAUCAUUGAUGCCAUCAAACCAUACUGCAAGGAUGGAGAAGACAUCUGGAAGGCUUCACGCUUCCGCAUAAUAAUCACAACCUGCAGCAGCGCUGGGCUUUUUUACCAGAUAGGAGUGAGGGUUGGACACUUUACUCACGUGUUUGUAGAUGAGGCCGGGCAGGCGAGUGAACCGGAGUGCCUCAUUCCUCUGGGGCUGAUUUCAGACAUCAGUGGCCAGAUCGUGCUUGCUGGAGAUCCCAUGCAGCUCGGCCCAGUCAUCAAGUCCCGACUGGCCAUGGCCUAUGGGCUGAACGUGUCCAUGUUGGAGAGGCUGAUGUCCCGACCAGCAUAUCUGAGGGAUGAAACUGCUUUUGGUGCUUGUGGCGCAUACAACCCCCUGCUGGUCACGAAGCUCGUGAAGAACUACAGAUCCCACGAGGCCCUGUUGGCUCUGCCUUCACGGCUAUUCUAUCACAGGGAGCUGGAAGUGUGUGCAGACCCCAAAGUGGUGACCUCUUUGCUGGGCUGGGAGAAGUUACCUCAGAAAGGCUUCCCGCUCAUCUUCCAUGGUGUGAGAGGCAAUGAGGCGCGUGAAGGGAGAAGCCCAUCGUGGUUCAACCCUGCUGAGGCUGUCCAGGUCAUGCGCUACUGCUGCCUCCUGGCCCGGAGUGUCUCCAGUCAGGUGUCUGCCAGCAACAUUGGCGUCAUCACACCCUACCGGAAGCAGGUGGAGAAAAUCAAAAUCCUCCUGCGAAAUGUUGAUCUGAUGGAUAUAAAGGUUGGAUCAGUAGAGGAGUUUCAAGGGCAAGAAUAUUUGGUUAUCAUCAUUUCAACUGUACGGUCAAAUGAAGAUAGAUUUGAAGAUGAUCGUUAUUUUUUGGGUUUCUUGUCCAACUCAAAAAGAUUUAAUGUUGCAAUCACCAGACCCAAAGCUUUGCUGAUUGUGCUGGGAAACCCUCAUGUUCUUGUGCGAGACCCCUGUUUUGGCGCUUUGUUAGAGUACAGCAUCACCCAUGGUGUUUACACAGGGUGCAACUUACCUCCUGAGCUGCAGUCUCUGCAGAGCAUCACCCUUCCCUGUGCAGCCUAA